Messenger RNA from Rhododendron vialii, 2206 nucleotides. Its product is annotated as putative E3 ubiquitin-protein ligase XBAT35. Gene Ontology annotation, molecular function: protein binding. Bases 198 to 1937 code for a protein of 579 amino acids. Lineage: Eukaryota; Viridiplantae; Streptophyta; Magnoliopsida; Ericales; Ericaceae. The transcript has 9 exons. The record is from RefSeq and is a predicted model, not a curated record.
AGGCUCUUGCUUGCGGGCUGUUCAAUAAUCCAAACAAUCAAGAUUCUUCGAAGUUUCCUUCGUCAAAUUAGACAAAUCCUCUCUGCUAAGUAAUUCUCUCUCUCUCUCUCGUCUACAUCCUUCCCGUUAAAAAAUGUAAAUAAAGAGAAGCGAGCCUUGUGGUACUUUCAAACCCAUCUGAAUUCGCAUUCGGUGCGAUGGGGCAACAACAAUCCAAAGAGGAGUUACUCUACGAGAAUGCUCUCAAUGGAAACAUUGAAGCUGUCAAAUCCCUUUGCAGUGAGGGUGCAGGCCUCGAGUGGGUUGACAAAGACGGAAAGACCCCGCUCAUUGUGGCUUGUAUGGAUCCUGAACGAUUUAUUUCGGCGAAGACUUUGAUCGAACUAGGUGCAAAUGUCAACGCUUACCGUCCAGGGCUUCAUGCUGGUACUCCAUUGCAUCAUGCCGCAAAAAGAGGCUUGGAUCAUACUGUUAAGUUGCUUUUAUCCCAUGGAGCAAAUCCUUUGGUGAGAAAUGAUGAUGGUCAAACUCCACUUACUGUUGCUAGAUCAAGAGGGUUCGUCAAUGUAGUUCGUGCAAUUGAGAAUCAUAUUUGCUUUUUCUCCGGCUGGUUGAGGGAGUUUUAUGGUCCAAGCUUUCUUGAAGCAUUUGCUCCGCAGUUGUUAUCAAGGAAGAUUUGGGCUGUCGUUGUACCUUGUGGUUCACAUAAUCCACAGAAGCCUCUGAAAUUGGAGCUAGUCAUUUAUUCUUCUUUGCAGGAUGCCCAGCCUCGUACAGUUGUUGCUUUGUGGAAGGCUGAUAUUGAGGAACUAAAAUUCCACCAAUCGGAUGCCACUCUGAUAAUUUUCGACAAAUUCUCAAGAUCAUGUUCUUCCAUAACAGAAACUCGAUACAAGUUUGCAUCUGCCAGUGGUUGCGACAAGCAGCAAAUUGAAUUAUUAUACAAUGCCUGCAGAGGAAUUCCUCAGGUUAUGCCACCGCAAGUACCACAUGAUAGCGAAACUUCAGCUCCAAUAACUGAAAGUCAAACUGCUGCAGAAGCUGCGGAACUAGCAAUGGCAAUAAACGCGUCUAUUCAGUCUGCUAUGGAAGAUAGACUACUGUUUCGGCCCAAUGACCACCCAACCUCUGGUGCUAAUAUUGUAAAUGGUUGGGGGGCCACUACAAAUGACACCAGUCAAAAUGGAUUGGGAUCGUUUGGUGGGUAUCCACCUUCAGAAGCAAGCAGCAGUGGAUGGAUGGAUAAGCCAACUACAGAAGAGCACAACGGAUGGGGAGUGCCCGAAUCCACACCCACUAGGAAUCCGAUUCAAGCUGCUUAUACGCCAACUCGAGUAGAGUUCAACGGAUGGGGAGUCCCUGAAUCCACCAGUAACAAUCCGAUUCAAGCUACUUCUACACCAACUAGAGAAGAGCACAAUGGUUGGGGAGUGCCCGAAUCCACGUCCACUAAGAAUCCGAUUCAAGCUACUCACACACCAAAUACAGAAGAGGACAUUGGAUGGGGAGUGGCCAAAGCCACGCCCAGUAGUAAUCCUAGUCAAGCUAUUUAUACUCCACAUAAUAUUCCUCCUCCAGUCCAAACACCAAAUCCAAUUCCUGUAUUGGCUUCUUCGGCUCCUUCAGCUCCUCCGCUUCAUGUAGGGGAUAUAUAUGAUGGUCCCAUUCAUUAUCCCUCCAUUGAUUACAGCCCUGUGGACUUUUCUGUUCCCUGUGUGGAGCAGGAAGCUUCUACAAGUAGCGAAGCUAAAGAUGGAGACGAGGACAGUUCUUCCUCUUGUGUGAUAUGUUGGGAAGCUCCAGUUGAGGGUGCGUGCAUUCCCUGUGGUCACAUGGCUGGUUGCAUGUCUUGUUUGGACGAGAUAAAAACCAAGAAAGGGGAUUGCCCUGUUUGCCGAGCUAAGAUAAUUCAGGUCAUCAGAAUCUAUGCUGUUUGAGGAACAAAACUGGACCUCGUGCUCUUAGUUUUGCAGGUGAAGAUGUCUCCCUUGAAUUUUUUUACGGGUUCUUUGCAGUAUACAUGUGGCACACACACUGUUUGUUUAUUACUGUAUAUGAGGUCUAUUUCUUGAGUCAAAGCGUCCAUGAUUGUACGCUAACACGUUUUUACCCCAGUAUAUAUCUGUUGUGUUUGAACCCAAAGUGAAGCUGUUUUGUGCUUAAUAUUUUCUGCCAAUUCUUCACUAGUGUUUCAGUUCUUCCCAAA